Copidosoma floridanum is the source of this 4908-nucleotide messenger RNA. RefSeq names its product misexpression suppressor of KSR 2 (gene MESK2). The record is from RefSeq and is a predicted model, not a curated record. NCBI's taxonomy places the organism in Eukaryota, Metazoa, Arthropoda, Insecta, Hymenoptera, Encyrtidae.
UCCAGAGCCGAGCGAGCGAGUAGUACUAUACGGUGCCUUCGAGACGGACAGACCGUCUAGUGCGUCGUCGUCGUCCCCUGCACGUCAAAGAGACGCAACGAGUUGUUAACGCUAGGUAAACAGAUAACACCCACCCAUCGGUUGAACAACGAUUUUCGCCCGAGUAUCGUUAAACAAGCCAACCGAGCAGUACAAUUGCACAUUCUUGACGUGAGAGUCGAAGACGGCAACUCCCCCUCAAGGAGAGACAGGAAGAGAAGGGUAGAGUGUGCACGGUAGCGACAAGGAAAGCUGCAACUGUUCUUUGGCUCCUCGAGGUUUCCUGCGUCGUCGUCGUCGUCGUCGUUCGCUAGUCGCUGGGAGUCAACGACAAGCACACAUACGCACACACUGUCUCUCGCAGCACGCGCGCAGCUGAUACAAAAGACACCACCGACCAACACACCACCACCGACCCCAAAAAGAGAUAGAGACACAAAACGGCGCGUGCACCCGCAAAAUUCAAAGAGAAUCACUGAGCUCGGCCGUCCAGCACCACCACCACGCUCUCGUCGCAAGGUCGAGUCCUCGAGAGACUCGGGGGGAGCAAACGACAAGAGGACGACCCUCGGAGGAAGCGCCGAUCACCCGGGAGCCGCGAGUCCGCGGAGGGAGUGGCGGGACAGGCGGAGUUGGCGCCGUUCGGAGGUACGGAGGCGCCGGGACGCCACCGCCGCGGCUGCACCCAUGCCGGCCGGGGGUAUUGGGGCCUCGUACCGGUCCCUCGGGGACCUGGGCGAGGACGUCUACAAGAGCACGACCAUCGUCGAGCAGACCAAAACAACCAGCCAGAGCGUGCUCGAGAGCGUCAAAAAGGCCUUCAGCUUUGCCGCGCCUAAGAUCGAGCUCGCGCUCAGGAAGAAGGAGCCGCUGAUCGUCGACAGACGCGAGAGCGUGUCCAUCGUCACCAGGGAAAAACACAAGAUGCCGACCGCAGCCAGUGCCGAGGAGUCUGCUCUGUUGGGCGCGAUGCCAUCGGACGCCAGUAUGGACGACAUCGAGCUGAAGAACAUUCAGCUGCAGUUCCCCACGUUGAGGUACCUCACGAGGGACGACGGCUCCGUCCGGGAGGAAAGGGUCGAGACCGACAGGGGCGCGCUUAUCGUCGCCGUUCAAGGGAACCGGGCGAAGCCAGCCAUUCUCACGUAUCACGAUCUUGGCCUUAACUAUAUCUCGAGCUUCCAGGCAUUCUUUAACUACAUUGACAUGCGAGUGCUCCUGGAAAAUUUCUGCGUCUACCACGUGAACGCUCCAGGCCAGGAGGAGGGCGCCCCAACAUUACCCGAAGACUACGUGUACCCAUCCAUGGAGGAACUGGGCGAGCAGCUGCUGUUCGUGAUGGGGCACUUUGGGCUAAAAAGCGCGAUCGGAUUCGGCGUCGGUGCCGGCGCUAACAUCCUCGCCCGCUUCGCCCUGGCGCAUCCCGAGAAGGUCAACGCCCUCUGUCUCAUCAAUUGCGUGUCCACGCAAGCCGGCUGGAUAGAAUGGGGCUACCAGAAGCUCAAUUGCCGCCACUUGCGCUCCCAGGGCAUGACCCAGGGGGUUCUCGACUACCUCAUGUGGCACCACUUCGGCAGGGGCACCGAGGAGAGGAACCACGAUCUCGUGCAGGUCUACAAGAACUACUUCGAGCGCCGGGUGAACCCGACAAACCUCGCGCUGUUGAUCGACAGCUACGUGCGCCGUACGGACCUCAACAUAACUCGAGAGCUCGACCCGACGCGUAAGAAGGACAGCUCGACCCUCAACGUGCCGGUGAUGAACAUCACGGGCUCCCUCAGCCCCCACGUCGACGACACGGUCACGCUCAAUGGGCGCCUCGAUCCCACCAACAGCUCGUGGAUGAAGAUCUCAGACUGCGGCAUGGUUUUGGAAGAGCAACCGGGCAAAGUAAGCGAAGCCUUUCGGCUGUUCCUGCAGGGUGAAGGAUAUGUGGUGAGAUCCCCGGGGAAGACCACGACGCCUACAACACCCGAAGUUGCACCCCUCUCGCCGUUAAAGAUGGCGGACUACAGACGUGCUUCGACCGAGGGUCUGAAUUUCAUCUGCGCCAAGAAAAUAGAUUGGCCGACCACCACCAUCCACAUCACUGAAAAUCCAUUGCCGGAGGCUGUUGCCUGUUAAGCUAAGAUUUAUUUCUGCUGGUCGGGCUAAAUAAAUAACGUCAAGUGAGGGAAAAAGAAAUUAUCGUCUCUUCUGCAUUUGUGGGCGAAUUUAUUGGAACGGAGGUGAUGAUACACCAGAAAAUUAUUUUUAAUAGAAUGAAGACGACGCCACUUGCGAAUCCAGACACAUUCGUUUUUAGUUUAGCUUGUAGUUAUUUAUUAUUUCAUUAGGCUUUUCCUACAGGUAUAGUGUUUUAAAAAUAGGUAAAUAAAAUAGUGAGUGUAUUUUAUUUGUAUGAGUUAAAUUUUUAUUGCAAAUCGUUUGAGGGAAGGUCAUGGUUUCAAGCUUUUUCACUGUCAGUAUUUCGAGUCAAAAACAUUACUCUCUUGAUCUUUCUUCAAACAACCAAUAAAACUUCAUUUUUUUUUGUUAUUGUCGAGUUCGCAAGUAUACUAAUGAUUAUAAUAUUAUUUAAAAAAUAAGUGUGAGUUGGAUCAUUGUUCUUCACCAGGAUUUUAAAACAAAGCAGAAAUUUAAGAAAUGUCAAGAAACUUUGCAGCUAAAAUAUAAAUGAUAAAGUAUUUUAUGCAGCAACGAAUUCAAGCAGAAAUCAUCAUAGUCAUAUAAUUGAUGUAGAAGAUAUGUUCACAAAAAAUACUGCUUUCUGUGUAAAAACAAACUUGCAUUCGUUAAUUAUUGGAAUUGCAACACGAGCUGAUAUGUUUUUUAAUAUCAAAUAUAUUUCACAUAUCAAUUUCUGGAAGGUAAUUGUAUUGAUUUUAAAAUGUUGUUUUUUGACACAAAAUUAUUUGUUACAGUUUUUAACUCGAUGUUUUUUGUACUAUAUACAUUACGCAUAAAUGUCAUUAAGUUCAAUAUAAGAAAUGUAUUUUUGCAUUUCACUACUCGUUAUAAAAAUGCAGACAUUAAUUAACCGUAAUAUUUUAAAUUCAUUUGUAAGAGGUAGACGCAAAUUGUUUGUAGUUCAAUAAUUAAUUACCCACUUAUGUGAGCUAAAGAAAUAAAUUUUAGUUUCUCUUAUGGCAGUGUGAAAAAAAGAGGCUCAAAUCGAUUUAAGAAUGAGCAACAAAUAAAUUAGUGUUUCUACUUAAUCUCUAGACAAAAAAAAUACAGAGAUCUUAAGACGCAGUUUUUCGCAACAAAUCAGACAAAAAAGUCCUUCGUUGUUUGUUUUCCUUGAAGUAACACUAGUUGUAGUCAUUAAGUUAUGAAAAGUUUAUUUAAAAUUUGUUAAAUAAGUAGACAACAUAACCUUAAAUGUUACCCAAAAAUGAUUUUGCAAAACUUCAAAAGACUUUUCUUUCAGAAAUGUUCGUACGAAAUCACAAAAAGCUUGAGUACAGUGAAUCAUAUCAUAUAAUAUGUGGUAAAAUGACUAAUGCUAGUUAAUAAAUAAUACCCAGCAUAUCCAAGCAGAUUAAUGUAAAUCUGAUAUCUACUAUCUACCUUCAUCACAUGACUUUUCGUAGUACAUCAUCUUCAUCAAUGCAAAACAUUACAUUCGCAUGUUACAAAAAAACUAAUCAUCUUAGAUAUGAUUCACUUUUGUCAUCAUAACUCAUCUAGUUUGUUAAAAAUUUUGGAUUACCGGUACUGAGCAAUCGUAAAUGUAUCUUGAAUCAGCUUUUCAUACCCAAUGUUUUUCCCGAGCAGUAAAAUACGUAGCCGUAUACAUAGUUGUACCAAAAAGUAAAUUAGCUGGUUCCUGAGACACAUUAGCUUUCCUGCGUUAAGGAUGCUUUGAGCAAAGUGAUAAAAUUAAACGACGGUCUUAUGCUGAGGAAUUAACCGAAUAGGAGUUAACUGCUCACAAAAAUGCGACACUGGCCUAUAAUAUUUACGUGUAGAAAGGAAAAGUGAGGGUCCGAAAGCGCCUACUUAUAUGUAUUAACGUAGAGCAUUGCAGAUAUAGAGAUAAAAUAUAUAAAAUGUGUAAGAAGAACAAAAAAAAAUAAAGUAUGGUAUUGCGCGUAUCAUUAUUUUGCCUAGGCGAUGGAUUAUAUUUAUACUUGAAUACGUAACUAUCAGAUUUUAUAGGGAUUACAUAGCAAACGAGAAAGUGAUAAGCGCAAUCGAAGUGCCGGGAAUAUUAAAUUUCUUGAAUGUUUAUCAUUUUUCGCGAAAAGCAUUUGUUAGUGCUAAUUUAUUGUUACAAACGCGAUUGUGAAUUGAUUAUUUGUAUUGUGUAAUAUGACAAUGAUAUCGCAUGAUCUGACUAAAAAUUAAAUUCAAGUAUUCGUUGGUAUACAUAUUAAAGCUAGAUUUUAAGAAACUUGAAUACAAAAAUCUUGAAAACUGACAAAGAAUGGAGUUGUUUUUUAAAAUUUUGUAUCCGACGCGUACUCACAGUCGCGUCGAAUUGGCAUUUUUAUAAAUUUGUACAUUGAACGAAUCAAAUCAAUAUUUAUUUAACAUAAAUUGAUAAUUUUUGCAAAUUCUAAAGUAAGCGUUUAGUGACAUUUGCCUGGAUAACGAAAACGUUCUAAUCAAGGUAGCCAGAUGAAGGAAAAUAAAAAUCGUUCAUCGAAAGUAAGAAGAAACAAAUAAGAAUAAAUGGUACGUUGGCAUGUACAUACGCAACCACAUCUAAAACCAACGUCAUCAUCAUCAUCUGUGACCUUCAAUUCUCCAUAUUUUCGAAAAACCGAGCUGGCAAAAGAUAAAUAGAUUUGAGAAAGAGCUUAGAUAUCGAAACACUUAGCGCGAAGGAUUUAGCUAUAAUUAGGCUACGGAUAUAUAAUG